This is a messenger RNA of Carcharodon carcharias (great white shark), 3877 nucleotides long. Its product is annotated as spermatid perinuclear RNA binding protein. The record is from RefSeq and is a predicted model, not a curated record. The transcript is spliced from 20 exons. Lineage: Eukaryota; Metazoa; Chordata; Chondrichthyes; Lamniformes; Lamnidae. Gene Ontology annotation, cellular component: precatalytic spliceosome. Gene Ontology annotation, molecular function: double-stranded RNA binding; single-stranded RNA binding. The coding region runs from base 570 to 2687 and encodes 705 amino acids.
CCCCACACCGUCCGCGCGCUGGAGGAUGCGCUAGGUCAGUUCAUUGCGAGACGCUAAUUAACGGGGCUUUGAUUUUCCUCGUCCGCCGCGGAGUGAAUGAAUUUACAUUCUCGAAACUGGGCAGUCGCCGAUUUGAUUCGGUACACCAGGUAGAAGCAUUGACCUAUGAUGACAUGACAUGAUGUGGAUACCUGUUGUCACGAAGCUUGUUUGAAGUACACAUAAGGUACAUUUAAAAGAACGUCUUGCUGUACCAUUUGCUAUUUUAAGAUCUGAGUUGUCGAGGGAUUGCAAGAGCUUAUGAGGAAGUUCUGUUGCGAAAAAGAAAACCAGUGGCUAGAGGAGACUGCAGAACGUAAGGAGCAUCAAACGGGGAAAGACGGAAAAGGGAAGCUGGAAUAGCAAGUGGAGAAUCAUGAACUGAGGUACAGAAUGAGACCUUAUAUGCAGCACAGGCGGGGGAGAUCAUGUGGCUUGCAUGGCUACUGCAAGGAUGAAAAGUCUUAAAUGGACAGUGUCUUGCAAUUUUCCCCCGUUUGGGUGAUGGCUUAAUCAUUUGUAUUUGGAGGAUGAAGUAUGUUGAAAGAAUGAAGAAGACCAUACUGAAGAGACCAAUCCGAACAUUUGCUAAUGAUGACCGACAUGUCAUGGCAAAACAUUCCUCGGUGUAUCCUUCCCAAGAAGAGCUUGAAGCUGUGCAGAAUAUGGUUUCAACAGUGGAAUGUGCACUGAAACAUGUAUCGGACUAUUUGGAUGAAACUAAUUUGCAAUCAGUUAAUGUGGAUGCAGGUGAAGAUGGAGCUGCAGAUGUGAAGAAAAGUGGCACAUCAGAGAGCAAUACAAAUGAACAGAGCGGUCGAGUUUUGUGUGGAGUGAUGCGAAUUGGAUUGGUUGCAAAGGGUUUGCUGAUAAAGGGGGACCUGGAUUUGGAGCUGGUGUUGAUGUGUAAAGAGAAACCAACCGAGAAGUUAUUAAAUACAGUGCAUCACAAUCUGCCAGUACAAAUUCAGAAACUUUCAGAAGAAAAGUAUGAAGUUGAGAAAUGUGUGGAAGAAGCAGCUAUCACUGUUCAAAAUACAAAAGAACCCAAGUUGACACUGAAGAUUAUCCUGAGUUCGCCAGUGGUGAGAGAUGAAAUGGAAAAGAAAGAAGAUGGAGUAGAAAAUUUUGCGAUGAAAGACCCGGCGGACUUAUUGGACAGGCAGAAAUGCCUAAACGCCUUGGCGUCUCUGCGACACGCCAAAUGGUUUCAGGCGAGGGCAAAUGGAUUAAAGUCAUGUGUAAUUGUGAUUCGUAUUCUGCGUGAUUUAUGCAACAGAGUACCCACAUGGGGACCAUUGAAAGGAUGGCCCCUAGAGCUUAUUUGUGAAAAAGCCAUAGGUACUAGUAAUAGACCAUUAGGGGCUGGUGAAGCCUUGAGGCGUGUAAUGGAGUGCUUGGCGUCAGGGAUUCUGCUACCUGGUGGUCCAGGGUUGCAUGAUCCUUGUGAAAAAGACCUAACUGAUGUAUUGAACUCGAUGACUCCACAGGAAAUGGACAACAUUACUCAUAGUGCCCAGCAUGCACUUAGACUCAUGGCCUUUGGUCAGAUCUACAAAGUACUGGAGAUGGACCCACUUCCAUCAACAAGAUCCUCCCUUCAAAAAUGGUCCAGGUCACUGGGUGAGCGAGAUGGACCACUCUCAGCACCUUUGAAGAGACCAUAUGAAGAUGGUAUGGGAGAUGACAAAGAUCCAAACAAAAAGAUGAAAAGGAACCUGAGAAAAAUAAUGGAAAGCAAGGCAAUAGAUGUUAACCAACCUAUGAAUGCUCUGAUGAGACUGAAUCAAAUUAAACCUGGCCUGCAGUACAAGCUUCUUUCACAGUCUGGUCCUGUGCAUGCACCUGUCUUCACUAUGUCUGUGGAUGUUGAUGGAAAAACCUAUGAAGCCUCAGGACCAUCAAAAAAAACAGCCAAGCUUAAUGUAGCAGUUAAGGUGCUGCAGGCAAUGGGCUGUCCAACUGGUAUGGACUUGAAGAUGGGUUUUGAAUCCCAGGAAAUGGAAGAAAAGUCCUCAGGCGAUGAUAAGAAUGAAACUGUUUCUACAAACUCUAGCAAUGACACAGUUGGCUGCGCUACUGCUGCAAGCACCAAUACUCUAGAGAUGAGAACACAGGGUCCAAUCCUAACCGCCAGUGGAAAAAAUCCUGUUAUGGAGCUGAAUGAGAAGAGGAGGGGUUUGAAAUAUGAAUUAAUAUCUGAAACUGGUGGCAGUCAUGACAAACGCUUUGUUAUGGAGGUGGAAGUAGAUGGUCAGAAGUUCAAGGGAGCAGGUCCUAAUAAGAAAGUAGCAAAGGCCAGCGCUGCUUUAGCUGCCCUUGAAAGAUUGUUUUCUGGUCCCAGUGCUGCAAACAACAAGAAAAAGAGAACUGGUCCUCCGGCAAAGGGUCCAAUUGCUGCUCCAGCAGCUGCAGUCCAGUCGCUCAGAGGCAGAGGCAGAGGUGCCUUGAGCAGAGGAGCUUUUGCUGGUGCAGCAGUAACAGCUGCUCCAAGCUAUCUAACACCAGGUUAUGGGGCACCAUAUGGAUACAGUGCUGCUGCCCCAGCUUACGGUGGUUUUUUCAUUGACAAUCCCUAUUACCAGCCUCGGGCCAUCGCACCAUUUAUUAUUCACUUGGGUCCUCAGGAUUUCGACUCUGACUUCUAGAACCAUCAGGUUGUGAGACUUGAAAACUUAUUUUUGUUAUGUCAGUUCGGCUGUGGGCUAGGGGAAAAUGGCAGACUGUUUCAAGGCCAUAUAUCUAUCCAUCCCUUGCACGAAUAGCAAUCUUUGGCAGUAGCUUACUUGAAAUUUAGAAUUUAAAUGUUUAAGCCAAAAUCAUGAGGAUUAUUUAUUAAUGAUUCCAACCAUUAGAAAUUUGAACUGUAUAAUGAAGUUGAUUCUCUUUCCUAUUCCUCCACUUUAACAUAUACAAAUCCUAUGCUGUUUCAUUGGAGUUUGCAUUUGAGACAUGUAUUUUGUUUUGUACUUAAGUAAAAAUUGUUGUGAAUUUGACUUACUUUGUCAGCUCUGCUGCUAGUCAUUUACUUAAUGGGUUUAACAGUUAGAUUUUGAAGUGAAAUGCCAUUAAUAUGUUGCAAAACCACCAGAUUUAUUAGUUUUAAAUAUUGUGCAAUAUGAAAGUAACACUAAAUCGAUCCUUUAUUUACAAAGUAAUGAACAUUCUCCAGUAAGGAUGUAUUUAAAUGCUAACGCCUCAGUGUUUUCCUUGAAUUAUUAAUACAGGGUUUAAAAUACAAUUGUAAAAUAAUUUUCUAAAUUUAUGGUGGCUGGGCGCUGUUUAAGGUAAUUGUUUAAUACAAUCAAAAAUAUGAAAGCUGAACAAAGCCACUGGCUUUGUGUACAGCAAGAUACUUGAAAUCAAAUCAAAUGUAUUUGAAAGAGAUGAAGUUAAGCACAAGUAGAGGAAAGCAAAUUUUCAUUAUUAAUCAACAUUUUCUAUAGCAUGGCUGAUGAAUUAACACUUAAUCAAAUAUAAAACCUAUGGGAUUAAUAUCGAAAAUAUGGCCAGUACUUGAAAUGUGUGUUCAUUAGCAUUUUUGUUACUUAUAGAACUGUAAUUUAUACUCUAUCCCUUUAAACUGUUGGAACACUAAAUGCCAUUGGAAAUGGGCAGUUAUCUAAUUUAUUAUAGCCAUCUGAAAACAUAUACUAUUUAUUGUUGUACACAAUUAGUAUCUUAUUUAGUUCACUGUUAUUUUAGUUUUAGAAGUGAAAUAACAUUUUGUUUUUUACGUUCAGAUUUAUGUAAUAAAUGUGACAAUUGAGAACUUUUAUAUUUUUGUUAAACUUCACCCAUGUAAGUGGUUUAUUAAAUCUUGCUUGUGUCUGCAGUG